AGGAUGUAACGCACGUGUCGCCUCAUCCCUGCGCCAUAUCAUGCCAUGUUAGGUCAAGAGACGACCGACGUCCCCGACAUCGACUCCAUAUCCCUAGACGAACUGAUAAUAUCAGAUACAACUGCUGAGUCAGCUGUGAAAUGCAGGAACAUUCCUGUCCCUUCCAACUCACCAGAUCUUAUCGAACAGGAGUUUUACGAGGAAGAUUCAGUAUUUCCUGAGAAUUACUCCGCAAGACCCUCCAGACGUAACGCUGCUCACGAUGUCUUCCAACUCAACAACGUUCUUUAUGGACCAGACCUGGAAGUGGACCCGGAAGCACAAGCAGGGUUUGACACCACCUCAGGGUUUGACACCACCUCAGGGUUUGACACCACCUCUUCAGUACCCGCCACUGACUCUGGUAUCUCUGUUAGUGGAGCUUCUGAUGAGUUCCCUUACGCUGACCUAGCUACUAUCGACAGGAUGGUGAACAGUCCAGGCUGGAAAGUACCGGUAGAACCAGGACAGGAGCUAGAGCGGCUUCUCAAAGCUUGUCUUGAACUGGCCAGAUCGGAGCAAGACGACGAGAACGAGGCCUGCCAAAAGUUCUACCAGGAAACUCUAUCUAACUCCUUUCUUAAGGUUCUCACUGACAGUGCUGUAAACAGCUGGACUCCUGAAAUUCAGGGCUACAUAUUUGAUAACUCAGUACUGUUGGUAAAACUAAUGGCAGUGAAGAUGAGGAGUGAAAAUAUAGCCCUUCUGAGACUGAUGGCCAUCGUUUUUAACCCUACAUCCAAGUUUCACCACUACAACGCCUCCCAACCCAGCAAAACUGUCCCACCCUCGUCCCAAAUUCCCGGAGCUGACAUCUUCGCUCGUCCCACUGACUUCCGGGUCCCGAAGGGAUGGCUGGUGGACCUGAUCAACAACUUCGGGAGUGAUGAAGGGUUUCAGAAUGUUCUAGAUCAGUUCAAAGCUUUUGCUAAUCCAUCCUUAGAGCUAGUAUCAGCAUAUCUCAAGCCGUUUGGUCUGUGUAUUGACCUGCUAACCUCAUCCUGCGUGCAAACGUAUCUAGUACCCUGUACCCUUAUUGUUACAAAUUACGUUUCCAACCUGUCGGACGAGCAGCUAAAGAAAGAGACAAAAGUGGAGACAAGAAAUGAUACUCUCUCCGGCCUGAUACAGACACUGAAGAUGAUACUCCAUCGGGCACCCCAGGACAAGAAGAAGUUGGUCCAAGGUGUGGAAAUUCUUCAUUUGGAUCUUUUACUGAAACUCAUCAAAACGAGCAGCUUCAACGGGAAAAUGAAUGCGCUAAAUGAACUAAACAGGAUCAUUACUCCUUUCCUUUUUAACCGGAGACAGAACCAAGACUCGGACAGUAUUACCUCCGAGGACCUGGGAUGUUGGCUAAAAGAUCAGAAGAUUCUUAACGUUGUGUUCACCGACUACCUCCACCUGCCACAAUACGUUGAGAAACUUGACAAAACCCUCAAGUUUUUAAUACACGAGGACAAGUUGACAACAGCAGACAUAGACCUCAUAUGGGAUGCUCAGAUCGACAAACACGAGGCAAUCGUAAAGAAUAUUCACGAUCUUCUGGCUAAGUUAGCCUGGGUGCUGAACCCCGACUCUCUGGAUGCUAUCUUUAUCAGAUUCCAGAGGAGUUGGGAGACUGCCAAUCAUAAGACUAAGGAGAAACUUCUAGAACUUAUGGGAAGACUGGCAGAGGACGAUAAGGAAGGAGUAAUCUCUGACAAAGUGCUCCAAGUGCUGUGGAUACUGAUAACAGGCCGAGACAGCAGCACCGAGAUUAUAGAUCUAGCACUCUCAACUCACAUCAAAAUACUCAACUACAUCUACUCUCAUGAUAAGGACAAACAGAGGCUGUAUUGGAUUGAGAAGUGUAUUCAGAACAUCCGACACCAUCAUUGCGUGGUUGCUUCUCUGAAGCAUCUCCGAGAGAUGUGUAAACUUUACUCUGAAUCUCACCACGGAUACGGCUAUGUUCACAAGAUGAAGCAACUAGAGCGAGAUAACACCCUCAUCCAGCUUGUCAUCAACGACAUAGAGUUCUACCUGGACCAGACGAAGAAAUUGCCGGAUAUUGAGACUUGUAAGCCGACUGAAGUACUUUCUACUAGAUGCUAUUCCCACGUUGACGAGCUUAACGAACGGCUGGAGUUCAUCAGGUUCACAUUGAAACACGCCAACUGUUAUUUGUCACUUACCCAUGCUAUGCAACUCUGGAAACACUUGACUACUCACAGAAUAUAUCCUUCCGACAUGGACAUCAUCUUCAGAUGGUUUGGAGAGUUAGUGGGGGAAGACUCAGACAUAGAGGCCUGUGUUAGUAGGCAACUGUUCGUGGAGAAAAUGUUAGCACUCGACCCUGCCACCUACACCGAACCAGGACUAAGAUGUUUCGAGAACUAUUUCAAAGAAGUUAAUGAGAAUGAGAUCAGAGAAACAAAGAACAGUCAGAAACUACCGGAUGAGGAAUGCGAACCUUUUAUUGGAACUGAUUACAUCUGGCGAUUAGUGAUAGAAGGUAGAGAGGAGCUGACUGAGUAUUCUAUAGCACUUCUCAAAGAUAUCUACAGUAGUGCUACUGUUACUAACCAGUUUGUUAGACAUAACGAGUUUAUCAAGACGUGUUUCACGAAAGCUCGGCAAUGUUUUUAUCAAUACGAGGUCCAGCAGUACCCAAAGCUCCUGGCUAGACAGACAAUCAGAAUACUGCACGUGCUUAGGGAGUAUGUGGUGGACAACAUGGACAAAAGUGUGACCGGGGUGGUACAUGAGGGUAUGACAACACCCUCACACGAACGAUCCUGGCAGGGAAUACCUGUCAUCAUCAUCGCACAGCUACUUGGACCUCACGAUAAGGUGCUGGAGAAUAUAGAAGUCCUAACGCACACUAACGAAACUCUAGGAACCAUCAGAAGGAACCUUGUAGCUCACAUUUGUAAGAACGAGGUUCCACCAACACCCCCUCACAUACAGCUGAAAGUUAACAACGAGGAACUGGCGCCGUCACUGGACAGAAAGGCCCUGAUACAGCUAGAUCUAAAAGACAGACAAGUGCUGACUGUCCGUGUGAUGACGUCACUCCACAUCAACUCUCCCAGCAGUUCCAGUACCAGCUCCGCCGAUCUCUUUAACAGUCCUUGUAGUCCUAUCAAGCAGACCAAGUACAUCCCGUGGUUAUUGUACGUGAGCGACGUUGCAAUGCAUCACAAGCAGAUAGACCUAUGUGAUGCUGUCACUGCUAUCCUCAACAUAUUCCCUACAGAUAUGGAGAUAGAGCAGGAUAUAACAGAGCUAGCUGCUACUCAGGCUACCGAGGUGGUACAAUCACAAGAUGAGAACACAGAGACUCCAGCUCCAGCAGCAACAGACAGCUCCCUCUCCACCGCUAUAUUCCUGGACUCCAACUGUGGUGGAGUGAGGUACAAGCUAGAGAUAGUGUACGCGUUACUCAUGCCUGCUGUUCCCUCAGCUAAGAGUGUCAAGUUCAGAACAGACUUCAUUCUAGCUGGUGGUGUAGAAACAGUUUUAUCUCUACUGCAAAACGAGCGAUUCCUCUGUGGAGCAGAUAAACAAACGAGGAGGAGCUGUCUGCAUAUCUUUGCGAAGAUAACAAAGUUUGUUCUCACCACCCUGUGUUAUGGCACUCUUGCUUUGUUCAAGAAGAAUACUCCGUCAUCUCGAGCCGCUCUGAACCUCCAGAACUCUCUCACCAGCAUUCCCAACCCUGCAAUUGAACGUGUGCUAAGGAACGCAGCACAUCACACCGUACAGAAUGAACUCGUGUUAGAGAGACUACAAAAGAAUGAGCAAGCUGUCCCUACCUUGAAGUAUAUCCAGGCGAUAUUUCGUUUGACACGAAGAUGCGCGUUUGGGUACGACUUGCUACCACAUCCUAUUAUAGUAAAUGAGGCUACAAUCAACAACAACAUACUUUUUGAGGAUGUCUGGCUGGCCCAGGAGCUGAUGGAGAAUCUGACGAUUUGUUUCAUGCAUCAGCCUCUUAUCCUGGAGGACCUGUUGGUGAACGAGGAAUUCAAGGAAUUUAUCGUAAACAUGAUACUCGUGUGCUCCAGUCAGUUUGUCCGACAGGUAGUAUCGGAUCAGCUCUAUAUAAUGUGUGUAAAGUGUUGCGUGGCUGGGAAAAGCGUCCUCGAUGUUAUCAAGCUUUUAUUUGAUAACCUUCACAAGACAGAGGACUAUGGUGAUAACAGUUGUUUCUACUUCGGACUACUCAGUAGAAUCCUUGCCUGUGCUGCACAUCAUAAUAUAAUCGUUUGUAACAGCGACUCCCUCCUAGAACAAGAGGUCGCAUGGUUAAAGAGUAUAGAACAUCAUAACAAGUUUCAUCCUCUCAACGAAACACUUCUCAAAGGGCAUCUCCAGAUCUGUCGAGAGCUGGUUUCAAUCUCUUCUCUGCCCACUAAACUGUUGCUAGGUAGCCAAGAUAACGGACCUUUACUUCUUCCCUCUCUCCUCUUCAAUUAUCUCUUCCCCGCAAGCAAGAUGUUGUUGGAUCAGAGAAGGUUUCCUGAUAUUGAGAUUAGAGACGAUCUUCCAAUCUGCCAGACCCCUCAAACACAGGAAGCUGCAUUUAAUCUAGUUGGAGCACUGUGUAAAGGCUGCUUAGAAAACCUUGGAUUUGUCGUUAACUCCACGAAAGAGCUGUUCUACUCCGAACAGAACUUACUCAACUCAUGGGAAUUUCCACCUUCUAUCCACCCUAGGAACCCAAAAGGAUUUGUUGGACUAAAGAACGGCGGAGCGACCUGUUACAUGAACGCAGUUCUGCAACAGCUCUACAUGAUCCCUCAUAUCCGAGCUAACCUGCUUUCUUUGCCGUGUUUGGAGGAGGAUGGCAGAGAAGAGGAGGAGGAGGACGAAAGGAAGGAGGGGAAGGAGGGCGAGGAGGGGGAGAUGUCCCCAGCUAAGCUUCAUCACCUCGGUGUUGCUAAACAGGUUCAAUCAAUAUUCUGUGCUCUAAAAGAAUCAAAACACCAAUACUACACCCCUGACGGUUUCUGGAGAGCGUUUAAACUGUGGGGAGAGCCGGUGAACCUGCGGGAGCAACACGAUAGUCUGGAGUUCUUCAACGCUCUUCUCGAUAACCUGGUCGAGGGAACUAAAGCUCUCCAACAGCCGCCUUUUAUAACGGAGAUGCUGGAGGGGAGCUUCGCUGAUCAGAAGAUUUGUAAAGAUUGUCCUCACAGGUACACACGGAUAGAACCUUUUCUUUCUAUUUCUGUAGAUGUUAGGAACCACGAGAAUCUCACAGAUAGUUUGGAUGAAUUCGUUAAGGGUGACCUGUUAGAAGGGAACAAUGCGUACCACUGUGAACUGUGUGACAAGAAGGUAGACACCGUGAAACGGCUCUGUUUCCAGCGACUGCCAAACAUCUUGGCUAUUCAACUCAAACGGUUUGGCUAUGAUUGGGAGAGGGAGUGUGCUGUAAAGUAUAACGACUAUUUCGAGUUCCCUGACACCCUAUCAAUGGAGAGGUACACUGUGGACUUCCUGUCCAGGAUUGAGGAGACCGCUGCUCAUCAGAUGAUCGAGACAGGUGAUAGACAAGACAUUCCGACUCCAUCAGACCACUCAAACUAUCGACUGGUGGGUGUGGUUGUACACAGUGGUCAGGCGAGUGGUGGUCACUAUUACAGCUACAUAAAGCAGAGGAUUGACGAGGAGAGUGGUGUGGUAGAUAAGUGGUACAGGUUCGAUGAUGUGGAUGUUUCCGAGUGUAAUGUUGAUCAGGAGGGUCAGAUGGCUCGACUCUGUUUCGGAGGAGACAGCAAUGACGCAGACUCUCCCGACAAGAAACCAAUCGGUCGGGCUCAGAAGAGGUGGUGGAACGCCUACAUUCUCUUCUACGAAAGAGUGGAACCCACUCCACCGGAACCAGCACCCGCUGAGGAGCUGGCUGGAGAGGGUGAUGAUGUGAAGGUGAUUUGUGAGGGGGUGAUGGAUCUUAAUUUGAAGUACGACCCUCCGGCUGUGUUGGUUAGACAAGUCCGACAGGAGAAUCUCACUUUCUUUCAUCAGCGAGCACUCUACUCAGCCGAGUUUGCACAGUACAUAAAGUACGUAGUGUUACCCAACGUGGUCUACAACAACGCCACUACCACCCCUGAGACCAGCUUAAUCAGUGAGACUUCCACGUACGGCUCAUCUGAACAGAUAGCUCUCGACUGUCUUGAUCUCUUGGCUUCCUAUCUGUUUCAGACAGGUUUCCUGUGUAAGAAAGCAGUGAGAGGACGUAUAGAAGAGUGGCAGGAUAUUCUCCUGAACCUGCUGCAAUCUAGUGAUGUGUGCAGGAGGUGGUUUGCAGCUAACUACCUGUUUAAUACCCCGAACAGAUUCUACCAGUACCUGCUAGAUUGCCCUAUGUCCGAUGUUAGAGCCUCGUUUGCCUUCAUCAUAGUAACCCUGGCUAAACUUAGCAUCCCCGACCCACCACUUUCUCUUUCGGAGCUUAACGCCUGGACAGCUGACGGGUAUAGUUACGGUAUAGACUUCCUAGGACCGCUCUCCCUGCACAUUAUUAGCGGAUGCUAUGCUAUCCUAAACGCAGGGCGCAUUGACUACAGUAAAAAUCUACAACAAUUGUUCCACGUGUUCUACUGUUUUAUGAAAGGAGGGAUCGCUGAGCGACAACAGUUACUGAAACUCGGAGUACACAAGAGGUUUAUGAGGAUACUACUCGAAGAAGGUUCCAGUAUGCGAGCACAAUACAACGACACAUCAGCCCUACACAACGUCAUAUCAGUUCUCCUUUGUUCCGUCGACCUCAUCUCACUCCGGCAGAACAGUUCCGGAUUACCUCCGGACAUCCCCUGUCCGGUUAAUAACUUCCAGAUACUACAGAGAACGUUAGACCAUGAUACCAAGCAACUGCUUAUCUCUGAUAACUACUCCUAUCUUAGAAAACUGCUGGAGGAGCCUACUGUUAUGGAGCUGGAGGACAUUGUACAGAUGAUAAAGCACGUAAGCUGGGAGAAUGCUAAAGCGAGCAAGGUGGUUUUGUCAGAGUUACUGUAUUACGUCUCGUCUGUUCACAGCUCUGAUAUGAAACCGUACCUUGUGUUCCUACUUCAUAUACUUCUUAUCCAAGAUUCGUGGCAACGGAAACGGAUCCAGCUGGUUCUGAAAGGAGGUCCAGAGCGUGACACUCUCCUGGACAUUAUACAGCGCAGCAAGUCUCAUCACCAGAAGCGAGCUUAUCAGUGUAUGAAGUGUCUUACUAACCUACUCUCUGCCAGCACUCUUGCUGCUGAGAUAUUCUUUGAAGAUGCUGACAAUAAAUUCAGAUGGGAAGGAGCUGUGAAUUGGCUUGGAGUGCAGCUUGAACGUCGGCCAGGUUACCAUGGAAACAAUCCUGGCAGUUGGGGAAACCUCUCUAAUGAAACCGGGAACGACUUUUACAUCGAGAGGAGUAACUCAGCGGUCCUCGUUCAUCAAAAGGCAGAGGCAUUGCUGCCAAACGACAGCGAUGAAGGGGAAUCUCUUAGCGAGGAAGAUUCCAAAAACUUGAGCGUGGAAGAUAGCAUCCAAAAUACGAGUGGCAGCACCCAAAAUACUAGUGGCAGCGCCCAAAAUACGAGUGGUAGCACCCAAAAUACGAGUGGUAGUACCCAAAAUACGAGUGGCAGCACCCAAAAUACGAGUGGUAGUACCCAAAAUACGAGUGGAAGCACUCAAAACACGAGUUCUAGCACGCAAAACUCGAGUUCUAGCAGUAGCACCCAGAACAACAGCGAACUUAACUUAUCAGUUCACUCACAAGACUUGAGCGACGCGCAGGACACGAGCGUGCUGAGCCUGGAGAGAAACUCACUCUCAGAUGUGGAAACUUCUCGAGGCUCUUCCGGCGACUGUGACACUUCUGUUGAUGCGGAGUGAUCGCGUGUCAGAUACCUUCACAUCAUGUUGAUUGUAAAGCCUCAUCGUUAUUCCGUUCGUUUUGAAUUCAAAGUGAUCAAGCAAAAAUGUUAAAUAAUCUAGCCAAAUCUGAGAACUUUUCAUUCCGAUUGAUUAUAUCUUCGUGCUAAGAGUCUGAAAGAUCUAUUUAUAGAUCCUGGGAAUGAGAGUGUUUACUCUGUUCGGUACUGCGGCAAGCUGUUUAAUUGGUUCUAGUUUUCGUUGUGUAUUAUUAUUGUCACGUGAUCAUGUUGAGGAGCUGCCCCUUUAAGAAUAUGUGAAAUAUGGACCUCCAAAGCACUAAUACCAUGAUAACAGAGAUUUGUCUAUUUCAAUUUUGUUCCUUCCAAAAGGCCACAAAUGGUUAUAUGAUACAGGGUGCUCCAGAAUUAAUGCACCUGCGAGUUUAAUAAGGCAUAAAUAAUAGUUGAAAAUAUGUUUUAUACCCUCCAUGUAUAGAACCUACAGAUUUCUACCUUAAUUCUGGAUCAUUCUGUUCGUUAUCUAGUGUGAAGUAUAGGUUUGAGAUAGGGUUCUUCCUUAAAUCACAAACUUUUACUCCGUAAUUAUUCGUGACGUAGGGUACCGUGUUAUUACUGUUACUGUUACUUAAAUUAUCAUAUUUCGUUACCAUUAUUUUACAAGCUCAAUCUUCAUAUCAAGACGUGUUAGUUACGUCAAUUUCAUUACCACCCAUUAUUGAGGUUUGAUUCAAUAUUCAGAUUGGCUGUUAAAUAGUUACCGUCUCAAUCAUAAUGAUAAAGUUGUGAGGCUGAGAGUGGGGUUACUCCUUAAUCUCUGAUCAUUUUAAAUAUCCAGAUCGGCCGCUGUGGUUACAGACCAUGCGCCGUGUAUAACUUAUCGCGUUUAUAUAACGCUUAUAUAUGUAUAAUGUUUCGUUGUUACUUAUUUGAUCACAAUAUACUGAUGCUGGGUAGGUCUAUGAUUUUAUUUGGCUACAAAACUUAAUUUAACCUUCUGGAAGAAGGAUUAAUUUUUAUAUUUUUAUUAAUUUUUCUGCCGCAAGUUUUGGCGGUAUUUUAAAACGUCAACAAUUAUUGUAAAAAUAUGUACAUCAGGAAUCAAAGGACUUUGGAUGAUGAUUAAAAAAACUAUUUAUAAGUAUAACUUAUUUUCAAUGUUAAAUGUUGUGAAAAUUUCAGGCGUCAUACUAAUUGUAAUGUGUAGGCUAAGUUCUUAAGAUUUGCAAAGCAAA
This is a messenger RNA of Bolinopsis microptera, 9148 nucleotides long. Its product is annotated as probable ubiquitin carboxyl-terminal hydrolase FAF-X. Gene Ontology annotation, cellular component: cytosol; nucleus. Gene Ontology annotation, biological process: protein deubiquitination; cell migration. The record is from RefSeq and is a predicted model, not a curated record. The transcript has 57 exons. The coding region runs from base 46 to 7914 and encodes 2622 amino acids. Gene Ontology annotation, molecular function: cysteine-type deubiquitinase activity. Lineage: Eukaryota; Metazoa; Ctenophora; Tentaculata; Lobata; Bolinopsidae.